Messenger RNA from Cinara cedri, 13048 nucleotides. The record is from the annotation of a GenBank genome assembly. Lineage: Eukaryota; Metazoa; Arthropoda; Insecta; Hemiptera; Aphididae.
CGCCGACCAACCGUCGCCGCAGUCUUCUCUUCCGCUGUCUGCCUGCGCCGCACAUCGGUUCGGUUUUUCCGGAGGACACUACACAGGACGGCUACCGCUGCUGCUCGUUCAACCGAUCCGCCCGCAGACAACCGCACGUCUUCUUCGCCACCGUCAUGGAUAUGUCGGUGCUAUGGUAAAUCCUACGUAAUUUCACCUUAGAUUUUUACGAUAUUCAAAUGGAAUUCACACUGAAACCAGACGAUUUUUUACUUUUUGAAAAUUCUCAAUCUGCGUACGAAUAAGUCAAACUUAUAAAAUAAAUUAUUUUUUUCUCCCACUUACGCCGGAAUCGUCGUUUCCCGUACCUCUAAUUUCCAUUAUAAUUAUUAUUAUUAUUAUGUGUUGCGAAAAAACACUUGCAAUUUGUUCACUCUACCAGAGGUUUUUAGACACUGUGCUAAAAAAAUAUUCAUGUUUCUUUUCGGAUUUAUAACUCGGUAUUUAAUCCCGUAAGGUUGACUGACGAGUACCUAAAAGUUUUUAUAGAAAAUAAAUUUGAACUUUUACAAAUUAAUGUUCGCGGAGAUCAAUUUUUCAUCAAUUAAUCAUGCUAAUUUGUUUAUUCGAACAAUGUAAAUUGGUUCUCACACAUUGUAUUACUGUAAUUUGUAUUCGAACGAGGUAUCGUUUAAUCUCCAAAAAUGAAUUAUCGGAUAAAAAACCACCGGGGUAAUGUAUAUAAUUCACCUUACCCAAUGAAUUAACAAUAUGUCUAACUGUUUCUAAAAUAGAAAUCUCUGACCUUUCGAAAUAUCCAAACAAUAUUUGAUAAUUUUUCUUUUAUUUUACGUUGAUUUUAUACAUUUGAUUACCUAUAUAAUUAAUAUACGAGCGUCGACUACGGUCAAUAUUUGACAAACUCAAUUUUUAUACUUUAAAAUUUACAAAUUUCACAAAUUCGAUAGCCCUACUAAACUCUAUAAUACUUUUAUGUUAUAAUAAACAAUAUUUGUAUUAUUUUCCAAGCUCCACCGUGGAUAUCUUUGGACUUUUAAAUAUCUUCGCUCUUUGUCAACGGCCAUAUUUUAUAAUUAAAUAUUAGAAAUAUUAGAAACAUAUUUUACCUUCAUUAUAAUAACCCAUGAUUUAAAAAAUUUAUUUAGAGAUUCAUUAAACGUUUUAACCGCAGCGAAUACUCAACGCGUGUUUUGAUUAUUUUUCGUCUCCAAACAUAAUUUCGUUCACUCGGAAAAUCAUCUGAAGUUAAACUUCGAACAAAAUGUAACGCGUAACGGUAAUUUUCCCGAACGGUUAUUUAUGAUUAUUCCAUCCGACCAGAUGAUCUCAAAACCGUUUUGAUCUAUUCAAUUUCCCGUAAUUAUUGGUUUUUGAUUCCUUGCAGAAUAAUAUAGGACAAAUGAAUUUCACUUAUGGUCAUAUUAUAUUACAGCGAAGAAAUUUGGUUUUUCUCGGUUAUUUAUACACUGGAACAAAAACGUUAACAGAUGAAUUUAAACAGACGAUUUACGACGUGAUCACCGUUUAUUGCACAUAAAUGGCGAUCCAAUACGGCAAUGCAAUAUGAAUACGAUAUUACAUUUUCAACGUAUUGUGUGUUCUUCUUAUGAAUGAAAACUCGUCGUUUCGUAUUGAAAUAUCGUUUCAUUUAUAAUAGUAUAAUAUACAGGUACCUACGAAUAGUCAUUCGAAAUAAUAUUUCUAUAUAUGACGAGGUUUAUUUUUUUUUAACAAUUUUUUAUUGUAUUAGAAAAUAGUAUAUUUUCCUUCGUAUUACAAUAAUAAUAUCACAAUAGUGAUGUCGUGUAUAGUUUUCUUUUAUUCCGAACGGUUUUGCCGUGCUCAAACAAAUACUAUAAGGCGAUAAUAUUCGUCGAUCUUCCACGCGUAUCUAUAUCGGUUUUAGAAAUCUGCAUGUUUUACAGACCCGUCGUUUUUGUUCGCCGGAAAUAGUGGAAAUUCGCGAUAUGUUAAUGAAAAAUAAAAAAAAUUGGAAAAGGACGUUUGUCUCGUUUCAAUACUAUAUUAAAACGCAUAAAUACGCAUCAGCUGCGUUUAUUAACUGUGGUGGAGUAACGCGCGUGAGACCAAUUAAUUAGACAUGUAGGUUUGUUCGUUGGUAUUUAUUCGUCUUGGCCGUUUGACGACCGUCGCAGGGAAAUUCGCAUUGCCCACGAUGAUAGUGUACAGCCGAUGUAACCGAUUUUCCAUAAUAACAAUAGCGACAUAUUUUCGUACAUAAGCCCGAGCGCAUUUACAGACCCUGUUCGAGUUCGAAAGGCUCGAAACGGUAUGCUAAUACACGUCGUGGUUUCACGUUGACUGAAGCCUAGGGUUUUGGUUUACGCUUAGGACUUUCUUAUCGGGCGUUAUCAGGUUCGGACCAACAAGCAGGUUAUGUUUUGGAAAAUUCCGAAAACUUCUCGCAACUCUUGAAAUCAACUCGGUUGAGUUUCCGCUUGAGCCCAAGGGUGUCUGAAAAGGCGACCCGCGCGCGUGGUUUUGUACAUAUCGACUAGCUGUGCCGCUCGGCGUUGCCUGUGCCAAAAGGAACAAUAGACGAAUUAUCAUUAUGCUAUUAAAUUCCUUACGCGGACUACCUUGUUAUUUAAUUUUUUCCUCUGUAUCGUCUAGGUAACUCGUAAACCAACAAUAAUAGUUAAAUUUCCGUUCGUAAAAUACCAAAAACCUUGAAUCAGUCCUCCCUUUAGGAGUCGAAUACAGCGGGGGGAGGGGAUAUAGUCUAUAUGUUAUUCCUGGUCAAUAACUGCCUUUAUGCAAAGUUUCGGUUCAUUCCGUUCAGCAGUUUAAUAUUUUCUGUACAUCUAACCAAACUUUUAUAAGACUAUUAGGAUAUAUAUUCUGGCUAUUUUGAUCAAUGGAUAAUGCCGACCGCUAUUAGUUCUUGAUAUUUGAGUAAAUCGAAAAAUAAAAGUUAACUGUUACCAAACUCAAAAGGUAAGAACAUUAUCUAUAUACAAAUAUAGGGUUUUUAUGUUUAAGCGAGAUACGAUGCUUUUUAAAUAGUUGCAGUAAUAUUCCACAUACAUUGUCGUGUCUUGCUUAAAAAUUCAAAUAUUAAAGAAAACAAAACCAACGUACAAACGCAGAAAAUAUUCGUAGCUUUAAGUUUGACAAUCGGCCAUUUCGCUCUAAUAUCCAAAACUAACGGCACAAAAUCGGCCGUACUGUACGAAAAGUCGACAUUAUCCAAUUUCCAACGUUAGCCGUUACGUAUGUAUUACAAUAGAACGAACGGGACAAAAACAUUUUUUUUUUUCGUUUUCGGCAUAAUAAUAAAACAAUAAUCUAAUAAUGAGUUAUUGAUUUCCGCCCGGGACUUGCAUUACACCGGGGUAUUGGCCUAGUGAACUCGGUUCGUCUGACGGUAGGCACGGUAAUCGCGUCGUCUUCGUUAUCGGAAUUCCCGCGCGCCGUACACGGCAAGACUCCGCGGGAAUCACGUGGUGUGCAGUGGCAACGACAGACAUAAUGACGAUUUACAUAAAAACAUAUAGUUGAUUAAUUAUUGUAUUAUAUGGGUGGAUAGGUACGGCCGCGAAAUGUAGACAAAAGGCGUGUCUAAAACAAUAUCCGAAUUAUUAUAAAUAUUUGCGCCUCGUCACUCGGAAAAAAAAAAAAUAAAUAAAUAAAACGGCGUACCCACCUACCGUACAGUCGUUAGGUGUUAUUAAAAUAUCUCAGUCUCUCUUGUGUUCGUCUCCGUCGUCGUCGGCUGCCUAUUUGCUUACCUACUUACUGACUUGCUUGUCUUAAUAAAGGAGGUAGUAGACGAGGUCGUUGUAUUAAAUAUCCAAAGACCCGGCGGUGGCAAAAGUCGACCAGAAACAAAUCAGACCAUGUAAACGCCGCCGUGUGUUGCCAUAAUUGUUUACAAUUUUUGACGAUUCGGUUUUUGACCGAUGUGAUUAGCUCGCGGUUCGUUUUGCGUAAUAAUUACACGGAUUUUCACACACGUUAUUUUUUUUUUCACUACGCGACUUAAUACCUAUCAUAUGGUAUAGGUACCUGCUUGGCGAAAUAAAUUGUCGCAAUGUGCCACUGAAAUAAGGUCACGAUUAUUUGCGAUUUUCAUAUUUUCGUCGACUACGAGUUAGUAAUUUUGUCCCGCCUACCUUCUUAUCACAGUUAAAAAUAAUAUCCGUUAAAUAUCCCUUAUUGCAUUGAACUUGUACCUACACCAGAUUUCCGAAUGCUGCAAUUUGGCCAUUAAUCAAAAUGUGGCUAAUUGUCUAAAACAAAUUAAUUUAGUGUUGGAAAAACUAUGUCAUGUAUAUAUAUAUAUAUUGAAAUGCAUUAAAGUCACAACUGAAAAAUUAGUAAUUUUUGUUCUUUUAAAUUGUAAUAGUACAAUAUUAUUAUACAAAAAGGUGAAGAUAUUUUGGAAGAAAAACAAAAAUCAUAAUUAUAUCCUAGUCUUUCAAAUUGAUUGCCUGAACGAUUAUUUUUUAAUUUUUUGAGUCGUGGACUUGUGACCUUAUUGUUCUCACAGUGCGAAUUAUUAUAUUAUGAAGACGACGAGCGAAAACUGUCUAUGUAAAACGAAACGCGUCGCGAGAGUGUUCGUGACCAAGACGUUUAAAGAGGACACUUCGGGAUUGGUCUAAUAAUGAAAAUACAUAUGGCGAUAUUGUGAAAGAAAAGACCGAUGCGAUAGAAUGAGAGUACAAGGGUGGAGAGAAGCAGUUCGGGAUCGGCAGAUAAGACGGGUCGAAAGGGAUUGAGAUGGUAGCAGACCAAAAACUCUUGGAGAGUAUUUGAUGACGGAUAGAGAAGAAGAAGAAAGGCAUUUAAACACGAAAUUCAAUUGUGUAGUAUAUGCAGAAAUCAUUUGAAAAUGUGUCUUUUUAUUGAAAGGUCCGUCUUGAAUGGGUUUUAUACUGGUAUCAUGACGUCAUGACAAUGUUCCACGGUUUCGAGUGUCCCGUGAGAGUUUGACAGAAAAUGAUAUGUAAAAAAACCUUAUUGAUAUUUUGGUAGAUUCCCACGCGUGUGAUCUGGUGCGAGUUUGCGAAUUAACCGUGUAUAUUUAUUAAUAAUAAAUAAUACACUUUCUAUUCGUCUGGAUCGCCGACAGUCGGUCUUAUCUGCGAUUCGUAUUUAAAAAAAAAAAUUAUAAAAAUUCACCGUCAUGUAAACGUUUUAUUUUCCGUGAAAAUCUGUAAUACUCGGCGGGCAUUGUGGAGGAAAAGUGAACGCACGCAUAUUUUAGGAUUCCUUUUUUUUUUUUUUUCGUAUAUCAGACAUAUUUUUUUCCUCAUUGAAUAGAUUAUGCACGAGCACACUGUAUAUCAUCAUCGUCAUCAUCAUUAUAACAUUGUAAUCGAUUCUUUAGAUUAGAGAUUCCAGGCCUUUUUUUUUUUUUUUUGUGGGUCAGAUUUCAUUAUUAUUAGAAUGUUUUCAACACGUCUCGCGCACGUCAUCAAAAAAACGUCUAUUAGUUUUGUCGAAACGAUUAAAAAGAAAAAAAAAAUCUAUUUAAUAAAAUCGUCCCGUAGGUACAGUAAUUGUUGAAAAUUUACUACAAGAAAUUCGAAUAAAACGAUUUUCACGUUAGUUUUUUGCAUCCCUUCGCCAUCUAGAAAUUAUAUACGAGCAUAUUCAAACUACCGCUUCAAUUCAAUUACACUUUUAAUUAUUUUUAACCAUAUCAGAGAAUUGUACCGAACUAGUAGCGAGGGGGUCAAACAUUGUUGGAAAAAGAUAGCGUAUGACCGUCUUUCAUACCUUUUAAUAGCGAGAGAGGUAGGGAGAAAAUGACAACAUUUUCAUACGACAAAGGGAAGACAAUGUUGUUUGAUGAAAUGACGGACGCAUACUGGUCGCCUCCCGAAGUCUAAAGGUUCGAUAAUUUCAAUACGAUUCGUCUCCCGGCGUACCCUAUACUUUAUCGUAAACGAAAUUGGUCUACUGUUAGUCACCUCCCAACAGGCAGGUAAUAAAUAUAUAAGUGGUUCAUAAACAAUUCAACAAUUUUCAAACAUCAUGCAUCAAUCUAUAGAUUUUGUUUAAAUCUUUUAUCGUGCAAUAAUAUUAUGUCGGUUGUUACUUAUUAGUUAUUAGUAUUAAUAUUUACUGUAAAUAUUAGGUAUAUUAAAUUUGAUAAUUUUGAUAACAAUAUAUUUAUUAUUUAAAAUUUAUUACCGUAUUGUGGUUUUUUUAUUGGCUUAUUGUAUUACCAAAUGUUUUUUAUUGACCGACGAUACUAUUAUUUUUAUUUAUAAAUGUUAUAUUAAAUUCAGUUUAUUUUACGAACCACUGCUUUAUUCUGCAUGGGAGGCAAUACUAAUGUGAACAUUAGUAUGUACCUUACUACGUAGGUAUGUGAACCUUUUUAUUUACGAUAAGGACGGGAGGCAAGUCGUACAUUUUGGGAGGCACCAUUCGUAUGCACCGAAAAUGACAGUACGGGUAUUCGAGUCCUGUACCGUAUUUUAUGCGCUCCGUCAUUUUAACAUGAACACUUUAGACAAACGUUACUUAAUUAUUAUAAAUAAGUAGACGUCCAUUUAUUUAAACACUAAUUUAUUUCAUUAUUGAAACGCACAACGCGAGCUCGUUCUAACGAUACAGGGACGACAAAUACGGGCGCCGGACAACAGCCGGCGCUACACCGUAAUACACUCAGCUAUUGGCUAUGUUCAUCUCAUAAAAAAAAAAUAAUAAUAAUAAUAAAAUGUCCGACCAAAAGUGUUUUUAACAAAUACACAACGUUUCGCGCAACCAGGAUUUUUUAAAGAAUGGCUUCAUGUGUCCACAUUAAAAUAAUGCAAUGGCACUCAAAACGCUCCCGCCCCACCAAGUCACGCCACUGCAGGGUCCGCGUUUAAAACGGCUAAAAGUGUGUUAUUCAAUUUAUUCGUCACGUGGUUUUAAUACCGUCGGUUAUCGUACGACCUGUCUAUAUAUUAAAAUUUAAUCAAAUCUAAAAUACGACACGGCCGGCAUUGUAUAUUGAAUACGAAUGCAUCUAAAAAAAAUUAAAAAAAAAACAGUAUUUCGCGCGAUUAGAAUCCAAUCGAUCUUCACACGAAUAAUAAUAAUGUUAUUCGUCUAUUUGAAAAUACACUCUGUGAAAAAAAAAUUCUAUCAUUACCUAUCUCAACGAAUAUGCUUGCGUGCACAAUACGUAUUUUAAUCGAGUACACAAAUCCGAAAAGCAAAACGUGAAAUUCGAAUAUUUCAGAACGAAAAAAAAAAAUUAAAAUAGUGUAUAAAUAAUACGCGCUGUAUUAAAGUAAUAGAACAACGACAACAAAAAAACCUAUCUGCUUUUUUUUUUUUUUGUAAUUUAACACGUGAAUUGCAUAAAUUUCGUCAUAUACACACACAAUAUUUCGGUUUUUCAAAUCCCAUGUAGGUCAGUCGAGAAUAUUUUUCGCACAAUCAUAUUACACAUUAUUAUUUUAUGAUGAAUAUUUAAAUCGUACAUCGCGUAAAAUAACAUAAUAUUCCAGGUUGUCUGUACCUGUACUUACGUUUAUGGAGUGAACGCUGGGCGUAUAUAACACUGUGGAAAGACCGGAGGAAAUAGAAUUGUAUAUAAUUUACAAAAAAAAAAAAAAACAUCGAUUUAUACGUUUUGUACCUAUAGAAAUAAUAACGAAACCCGCGCAAUUUUAAACGAAAUUAAAAAUAAAUAAAAAAAACCCGUUAAAAUCCGAUUAAUUUUUUUCCGAUACGCAAUACAAUAUUACGAACAACUGGUUCGGCGACGCGUCGGUUCGUUUUUGUUUCGUAUUUUUCUUUUUGUCGAAUUUCGAUCGAUACUUCUCGGUUCCCGCGACCGGGGCGAUAGUCACCAUAGGUUUGACAAUGAUGCGCGUUUUUUUUCGUCCGCCGCGUUUCGUUUCCGGAAAACGCAUUUUCGGAACAGUGGAUUUGGCGGCGAUAUUGUAUUAAUAUUAUGACGGCGGUAAAAAGUUCCUCGGAAAAUCUCGCGCGCACAGACGAUACGUCUCGAAAGUGGCGUUUUUCGCAAAUCGUUUGUAAAUUUUGCAUUACAAUUCUCCCCCCCCCCCACGCCCCCGUACAAAUGCAAUGAAAAAGCGACUGCGAGAACCGCAGUGGCCGGCACUACGAACUAUUAUUAUACUGUUGUUGUGAUGAUAACACAGGAUUUUUGUUUUUUUGUUUCCGUCGAACAGGUUAACGUUAUUGGGCUGUACGAUGUGCUGCACGGCAGUGAUAUCGGAAGCGCCGCCGCCCGCAACGUCGGUGACCGAAAUGUCCGGUUUCCGGAUGCUGUUCAACGCGUACCGGCAAUGUUCGGACCAACAGGAAAUGGUCGUGUGCCUGAAAGGCCGGGCGCUGCGGAUGCUGGACAGAGCCAUACAGAUGGAAAACAUUCAGAUUGCCGACGGUAAGCACCAGACCCGGAAAAUCCCGAACGAUAUGAACUAUUAAACGAUAACUCUCAUAGUAUUUUGUACAAUAAUAUUCUCCUCCGUCUCAUUAAAGGCCGUGCCUUGUCACCGAAAACCUGUAACCCCGAUCUUCACUGGUCGUAGCCGAGCUCUGCAUACCGGACGCAAUUCACUUUUCCGCGAUUUCCUCGAUAAACGUCCUCCCGAGUGUUCGUCUUCCUUUAUCCCCGUAUUUCAGAUAUGCUCGACAAGAACGAAUAUUAUUGUACAUUAACGUGCUACUGGACGUAGCCCGCACUUUUAACUCACGGAAACCUUUUUUCCCGUUUCCUAUUUGGUUCAAUGCCGAUUUAAAGUAACAUGACCCAACCUAGCCCGACCUCGAUGGUACUCGGUGAAGUUUCUGACGGAGCUAAGUACGUCCGAGAUCUCAAUUAUUCACUCAGAUUCGAUAUUCGGACGUGGGGUUUUUUUUAUGGCGUUUUCUUUCGCACCCAGCUAGAGUCCCCGGAUUCAAAAACCACGACCGUUUUCGAGACGACUUGAUUUCGGUCUAUCCGAGAGUAUAAUACAUAUAUAUAUAUGUAUACAUUUCAUUCAAACCUAAAAUCGGUUAAACGAUUGACGUUUCUCUUUUUUUAAGCUCUACGUAUUACGUCACUUAAUGCUUUACGAAAGACCUUCUAUAAAGGUCUAUCCCUUCUGGGUUUCCAUAAUGCCUGCUUUAUUUGUUUAUUGCCGUUCAAGUGGUUCAAGCGUAUUCGUGUAUUCAAACGGUAUUCUCUGCAUAAAAUGCUCAAUCCACCGAAAUCCGGGUCUGAGGUCUUUCGAAUAAACUAUUAUACUCUUUUUGUCCGCGAGAACUCGGAGCUCUCUCCAAAACCGCGUUACAAAGGCUUCGGCGUUUGGCUUUCUCGGUCUUAACAACCGAUAAUAACAUUAUUGAUUUCUAUUAAUUAUUGUUUUCUCUUCUUUACCCGUCUUUGACGUUUUACAUUUUUGACGCUAUACAUUAUAAAUAUAAUGUAGGUAUCCUAUUACAGCGAUAAUAUAAUACCCGUGUUUAGUCAUUGUUUCAAAAAUUCUAAAAUAGAAAAAAAAAAAAAAAAUUAAAAAAAAACCGUUUCGUUCUUCUUGACGGAAAAAAAUAAUAAUAAAAUGACCGCACACACAUUAUACACAUUGUUUUCCGGCCCGUCAUUUUACUUUUAUAUUUUCCUUUCUAAUUAUAAUUUCAACGAGAAUACCGCACUGCCCGUACCUGCGCGUUAUUCGAUUUCAUGCGUAUUAAAGUUUUGAAAAAUUUUCACUUUUAUUCGCGUAACUCGUCUCUUGUUUUUUCCCCCCCUCCCCCUCGACGUACAACACGGUCGAAUACCGAAGAUACGUAUUAUUUUUUUUUUUAUUUUUUUUUUCGCCUUAUGGCGAAUGCGCGAUAGAAAAUAAUCGCAAUUCGAACGCGGCGAAGACGUGCGCAUUGUUUGUCGGCGUACCACUAAAACUGUUACGAUACACCGCCGCAACGAUAAUAUUAUCGCGUGCAUUUUAACGGCGGACGGAACGAAAUCAAGGUCGAUUCCCGCUGCAGUACGUUCGCGCGUUAACGCUGCGCGGCGCUCGUUCCGCGGCUCUCGGCACGCCGGAUACAUCGUGUUUCUUGUCGCAGGCGUAUCGCUGGUGAAAAGACCGGAGGGCAACAGCGGCAGGUCGCUGGAAGCGGACAACGGCGCCGGCAACGCCGACCGCGCCAGCAACGGCGAGGCGGCCGAAAACGCGAUACCCGAGAACUCGGCCGACUUCGGCAAACACGUGGACUCGAUGUUGUACGAAAAACUGUCCCGGUUCGCCCGGUCCAGGUCGCUACAGCUGUCCAUGCCGCAGAUGUCCGACGAGGGCAGGGACCUCGACGACGGCGUGUACCUGACCGGUGAGUGACGCGGUCUCGCGACAACACUUUCGCGCACUGAAUACCCGUCCGUCCCUGAAUCCGCGGGUUCAUUGCGAUCUCGGCGAGACUUUCGUUUCCGCCCGACGUACGAAACAAGAGCGCGGUCGCUUUUAGCUCUUCAUCUCGAAUUCGACGCCCGGCGGUGGGGGAGGAGGAGGGGGCUUCCCUCGGUAAUUUCCGAAAGAAAAUCGAAUUUUCAUCGUCGGUUUUACGCACGUUGGCGACACGGACGGAAAAAAACCGUACGGCUGUUGUUAUUCGAUUUGGUGUUCGGAGACAAUUCGUUCGGGGACGGGGAUGGGGUUUAAAACACGAAUCGCCGGGAAACCGCGAUUGACCGCGCGAUACCCACAGGGAUAAGGGCGGGGACGGCGAGACGCAUUAAAUCGAAUUUCUUUCGUUUAUUUCUAUUUCCGAACGUUCAGUCAGAAGUCGGGCGCUUGAUUUUCGGACUUUCGCUUCCACACUCGUCUCACCUGCUAUUUCGUCUUGUAUAUUAACCGCGCGAAUUUCGCAGGACGUAAGAAGAAAAAGGACAAGGGCGGCCACGUGUACCUGAUGAUGCUCAAGGGCGGACUACUGGCCAUGGCGUACAAGGGACUGGCCCUGUUGGCCGGCAAGGCUCUGCUGGUGAGCAAGAUCGCGCUGACGCUGGCCCUGCUGGUGGCGUUCAAGAAGCUGUUCAGCGGCGGCGGCGGACACGGCGGUUCGUCCAAGACCACGUACGAGAUCGUCAAGCAACCGGUGCUGACGCACUCGCACCAGUACGCGGCGCCCGGCGCCGCCGACACGUUCGGCAGCUACGACAACAGCGGCCCGUACGCCCGGAGCAUCGCGCAGCCGGACGUGGUGCCGUACCCGCAGCUAGCCGCGUACCGGGCCCACGUCAAGGGCGCCAACGGCGCGGGCGGUCCCGUGCAGAUGAUGUCGUCGGCGGCCGGUUCGUCGCCGUCCGUCGUCAUGUCCGGCGUCGUGCAGCACGAUUCCAACCUGAGGGACGAGGCGCUCUGAAUCCAACGUCGCCGCAACCAUCGAUGACGUCCCGUAACAGCAGUGGCGAGACGAACAGCCGCCGACCGUAUUAUAAUACAUCAUUAUCAUUAUCAUUACUGUUAUCAUUAUAAUCGCGACAUCGGUGUGCGGCCGAAGACGCCAGUCGUUAUAUUAUGGUCAACGGCGUCGCCCGGCCCCGUUCCGUUCACAACGAGACUACAAUAUUAUUUAUUAUUAUUAUUAUUAUUAUUAUUAUUAUUAUUAUAUCAUGUCUGAUGUAUCGAUACGAGUCGUAUUUUAUCAUAGUUGAUUAUACCUUUACAAUAUUUAAUAUCAUUGUUUUAAUAUUAGAGAUUAUUUAUUAUUUAUUUAUUGCUAUAUUUUAUUGUAAUCAUUAUCGUAUGACAUUAUACAAUUUUUUUUUCUUUUUGCUUGAACACGAAAAACUGAUUGCGCUCAAAUUUGUAUCUCGCGACUCGAUUAUUUAACCGAAACAAUUAUUAUUUAUAAUGCGAAUAAAAAGAAAAUACUAUCGUUUUCAACGCAAAGGCCGACAUUUUUCGUUUCGAUAACAUCAUAUUAUUAUGGUGUCCGGUUAUUACGCCCUGGCUGUGCAAUACAAAUGCCUGCAGUAGUCGAAAACAAUUCGUCCGCGAGUAGUGCAACGGCGUGCAACAGCUUUUUAUCACGGGGUUUAAACAACAUGUUAUUAUAUUGAUAGUGUUAAAUACAAUCAAUGCAAAUUUAAUCAUUUUAGGAGUUAUCGGGUCUGUAAUACGGAGAGAUUUCUUUUAACGAUCGUACAACUCAAAUCAAACCGUGUUACUUUAUCCAUCUUAAUUCUCCUCCCCCUCCCACUACACAUUUGUUUGUAUUUAUUGAAAUUUUUUGGUAUUGAAAACCGUGUAGUACAAAAUAUAUUGUCAUUUGUAUUGCAUACUUCUUAAUGUCCAACACAUAUAUUCCCAGCCAGCUCGUGAAAAUGCGAUUUCUAAAACAUACGAUUUAAAUAUUUUGUAUUAAAACCUCAAAAUCACGACUAAUACGAGUACGUACCUAAAUACAAAUUAUCAAUAGUGCUUACAUAUUUGCCAAAGCUUAAAUAAAUUGUAAAAUAUUAUUACAUUGCCUUCUUUAAAUAUUAUUUAUACACAGGAGAGAAAUUAUACCCGUUAACUAACCUUAGUUAGGUUAUACUUAACCUAACCUUAACCGUCACCUUGAAAAUGUGGUCCGGCCUGUUUUUGACCGGACCCGAACCCCUCGGCCGGUGCCACUGAAAUAUCUCACACAACAUUUACUGUUUAUUCUUCUAUAUUCCGACCCGUGAUGAGAACUUCGCCAAAAACGCAUUCUUCUCUAGAGCAAUGUCCUUAAUAUGAAAUUAUCACCCCAAAUUUGAUUAUUUCCAUCGCCCUUUAAUUAUUAUUACUAAAUUCCCAAUAAAUGAUUAAUCUCACACAACAUUUACUGUUUAUUAUACCUACACUACUGUUAAAUGUUACAAUAUGCAUAUAGGUACAUUGUCCUAUCCGUUUUUCAAUUUACACUAUCAAUUAAUGUAUCUGGACAUGCGCCCGUCUUUAUGUAUUUACGAAUAAACUGUUGUUAAUAUUAAUAUUAUUAUGUCCGAUGCGGAAAAUUUCAUAAUGCCCAUUAUGUUAAUAUCCAAGAACAUUAAAGAUUCGGGAAUAUCAAGUUCCAAAUUUUAGAUAUUAAA